Molecule: messenger RNA, 849 nt
Organism: Menidia menidia (Atlantic silverside)
Lineage: Eukaryota; Metazoa; Chordata; Actinopteri; Atheriniformes; Atherinopsidae
Source: the annotation of a GenBank genome assembly
AUGGUGAAGACCCCCACCAGGCGGCCGAUGCUGCGGUUCCCCAGCAGGACCGUCUCCAGCCCCGAGGCUGAGCUCUGCCUCCUGGACCGGGCCGAGGCCCAGACCCCCGUCCCCAGAACCAGCAGGAGGCAGAGCUCAGCCUCGGGGCUGGAGACGGUCCUGCUGGGGAACCGCAGCAUCGGCCGCCUGGUGGGGGUCUUCACCAUGACAGACGUCCAGCCACUGCUGCUCCUCUUCCUCCCCACGGAAACACCUCCUCUUCACACCGUGGUCAAAGCGGGUCUCCUCGUCCCUGACCACGUCCCCUGUGGCCUGAAAGAGCAGGACGUGCCCGUCUCCUUCUGGAAGGGUCACUAUGCAGUGGCGUGGCUGCACAUUAAGGACUGCCUGGCCCUCGUGAAGGCUCCUCUGACCCUCAUGGGACCGAGCAGACAUCACAGGCCACAUCUUCAGGUCCAGCAUAGCAGUGGUCAGCAGGAGCAGGCUGGAGUCCAGUCUUCUUCAGCUGCUCCACUAAAGCUGCUAACAUGGUGCUACUUACCAGGACAGGCCUCGCUCAGUGAUCUCCUGCUGCAGCUCCUGCUGAAGCUCUUUGACUCCCCUCACUGCAGUUUGCUGCUGGGAUCUGACCUGCUGCUCCACAUCAGAGCGUCUGUUCUGGAUGAGACGGAUCAGCUGAGUGAACAUCUUCUCACUGUCCUUCAGUGUUUUGUCAGCAGACUGAUCGAUGGCCUCCACCUCCUGCUGGAGCAGAUCCAUAUCUUGCUUUUUGUUCUGGAUUCUCUGCUGGAUUUGUUGCCGCCUCCCCUCCAGCUCUCUCUGCCUCUCAGUCCUUUCUGCUGCCGCUGA